UGAGGUCUGGAGACGGCAGUCCCUGCCUGAGCUCGAGCGGAGAGCAGUCUGUGGCAUGACUGUGGAAAAGAUGGAUCCUGUGGAAGUGUUUGCGGCCGGAGAGAAAGGCCGUGGCCUCCGAGUCACCAAAGAGAUGUCAGCCGGAGAAGUUGUGUUUGCUGAGGCCAGCUUCGCUGCGGUCGUGUUCGACAGUCUCUCUCUGCAGGUGUGUCACAGCUGUUUCCGCCGGCAGGUGAACCCUCACCGCUGCGGUCAGUGCAAGUUCGCGCACUACUGUGACCGCACGUGCCAGCGCGCCGCGUGGGACGAACACAAGCAGGAGUGCUCUGCCAUUAAAAACAUAGGAAAAGCUCCCAGUGAGAACGUGCGUCUGGUCGCUCGAAUCCUGUGGCGUAUUCAGAAGGACACGGGCCUGGUCUCCGACACUCAGCUGACCACCCUCGACCUCCUGGAGGAUCAUCUGUCCAAAAUAUGCCCCGAAGACCUGAAAGAGCUCAAAGUUGAUGUGCAACACUUCUACAAUUACUGGCCUAAGAAGAGCAAACCCGUCGGAGAGGACUACGUGGCGCAUCUCUUUGGUGUGAUUAACUGCAAUGGCUUCACGCUGAGUGACCAGAGGGGUCUGCAGGCCGUGGGCGUGGGUCUCUUUCCUAACCUGUGUCUGGUCAAUCACGACUGCUGGCCCAACUGCACCGUCAUCCUCAAUCCUGGCAAUCAGACGGCUCUGGACGCUGCGCUGCACUCAAAGAGAAGGAUCGAGCUGAGGGCUCUGGGGAAGAUCUCUGAAGGAGAAGAGCUGACCAUCAGCUACGUGGACUUCCUAAACGUCUCCAAAGACCGCCAGCAGCUGCUCAAGAAGCAGUAUUACUUCGACUGCAAGUGUGAGCACUGCUCCAGCGGCGUCAAAGACGAGCUGAUGACGGCCGUCAGAGACAGCGACGGACACAAGCCGUCUGCUGAUGUGGUGAAGGCCGUGACAGAUUUCAGUCUUCAGGCUCUGGUUAAGAUCGAAGAGGCUCGUACCGAAGGAAACUUCCAGGAGGUGGUGAAGCUCUGCCGCGAGUGUUUGGAGAAGCAGGAUCCCGUGUUUGGAGACACAAACCUGCAUCUGUUGCACGUCCUCAGCAUCGCCAGCGAGGUUCUGUCCUUCAUGCAUCAGUUCAGCGAAGCCGCAGGAUACGCACAGCGAGUGCUGGAUGGAUACACGAAGCUCUAUCAGCCCAAUAAUGCUCAGCUGGGGAUGGCCAUCAUGAGAGCGGGCGUCACACACUGGCACGCCGGCCGGAUCGAGACCGCUCACUCGCUGGUCUGCCGCGCUUACGCCAUCCUCAUCAUCACACACGGAGCUCACCACCCCAUCACCAAAGACCUGGAGGCGAUGCGGAGGCAGACGGAGAUGGAGCUGCGCUUGUUCAAGCAGAACGAGCCGGUCUAUCGCAGCAUGAGGGAGGCUGUGCUCAGCGACAAACCCCUGAUGAUGGCUGGAGAACAAAUCAAAGCCGCUUCAUGAAGCUGAGGUCACCGAGCGAGAGUCUGCGGUGUAAUAAAGGCGCUUUGAGCGGA
This is a messenger RNA of Onychostoma macrolepis, 1563 nucleotides long. RefSeq names its product SET and MYND domain containing 1a (gene smyd1a). The transcript is spliced from 10 exons. NCBI's taxonomy places the organism in Eukaryota, Metazoa, Chordata, Actinopteri, Cypriniformes, Cyprinidae. Gene Ontology annotation, molecular function: protein binding. Bases 56 to 1510 code for a protein of 484 amino acids. Gene Ontology annotation, cellular component: nucleus. The record is from RefSeq and is a predicted model, not a curated record.